AUGGAAAACCAGUCAGACCAGUGUCCUUCCCCUCGGACUGAGGAGGAAUUAAAAAAUCCCGGUAGGGUGUCCUGGACAGGGGAGAGUCCUGGAUACCCGGAAGCUCCCUCGAAGAUGAGGAGGGCACCUGCACUAGAGUCAUUGGAAACUGGAAGGCUAACCCUAACAGCCGGACAGCCACCCGGAGGUAUGUCCACCACCUUGGGCUUAGCGGACGGGGCAGGAUGCUCUGGUUAUGAAGGCGGCAGAUCCAGAGUUGGAAAAAAUUUAAUCAUAGGGCUAGGUUGUGUGGUUGCGAGGUUAUCUCCGUCUCCCUUGGCUCUUGUUCGCCAUUGGCUCAGGGUCUCACGGUGUGGACUAGCCGGCACAACACGUCAUCGGAAGGUUGAUCUUUACAUUCCUCCUCCGUCUUGGAAGGACACUAAAAGACCAGGAGCCAUUGUCGAGGACAUCUGGCCGGAACUGUCCUUCCUCCCGAAGGAUCAUAAUUAUAAUCAGAGCGACGCAGAGGCUAAGGGUAGGCAGCCAAGCAGACCUGGAAGAGCAGGACCCAAGCCCGCAAUUAAUCCGUUGAUUGCGCCUGCCCCUAUGAUAAUUAGUUAUGCUCUGGAGGAUGAGAACGAUUUGUGA
Messenger RNA from Nezara viridula (southern green stink bug), 630 nucleotides. NCBI's taxonomy places the organism in Eukaryota, Metazoa, Arthropoda, Insecta, Hemiptera, Pentatomidae. The record is from the annotation of a GenBank genome assembly.